Dreissena polymorpha is the source of this 2733-nucleotide messenger RNA. RefSeq names its product sulfate transporter-like. The coding region runs from base 395 to 1879 and encodes 494 amino acids. Gene Ontology annotation, cellular component: membrane. Gene Ontology annotation, biological process: transmembrane transport. The transcript is spliced from 3 exons. The record is from RefSeq and is a predicted model, not a curated record. Lineage: Eukaryota; Metazoa; Mollusca; Bivalvia; Myida; Dreissenidae. Gene Ontology annotation, molecular function: bicarbonate transmembrane transporter activity; sulfate transmembrane transporter activity; oxalate transmembrane transporter activity.
CUGGGCAACUAAUCGUAAUAAUCAUGUGACUAUUUUACUGGAUACCGGUCUUGCGCGAGAAGGGUGUUUCGUCAAUUAAUUACCGGAAACCAGUCGAAUUUUCAUCCGGGCUAUGUGCAAGCCAAGAUAUAAACAUGAAAACAGAAAAAAAAUGUAUCACAAUUGGCGUUCCUACACAAACAAAAUAAAACAUUCGGACUUGGAAAAUACUGAACGCAUUGAGGCAUUUGUUUAAAAAGGAUCAUCGAAAACCGUUUUAACCCAGCAGGAUUCUGAGUACUCAUUUAUUGAAACAACAUCACCGUGCAUCAAAUGGGAUGUGAUCACGCCUUCAAAUAUUGCCUACUUCAACGAGAAUUUUUUUAACGACAACCACGUUAGCGAACCCGUGGAGAUGGACAAGCUACAGGCGAAUCAGGAGCAACGGUCGUCUGAACCUAGGCCACACAUGCUCAAGCGUUGGUUUGCCUCCGUCCCGGAAGCAGACCGCAAAUACAUGACAGUUCCAAAGUCGUUUAGAAAAGCGAGACAUAAACCCGUGCAAAAAGGUUACAUCGCUCGUGCAUUGGAUGUAAUAUAUAAACGAGUUCCCAUCAUUGAGUUUUUGAAGACCUACGAGUUUAAAAAGAAUGCUGCUGCAGAUUUAGUAGCCGGCUUGGCUGCGACGGGUCUGCACUUUACGCAAGGCCUUGCGUAUGCCAUUAUGGCUGGGCUACCCCCUUGGCUUGGAAUGGUCUCCACCAUUUUGCCCGUGCUGAUCUACAUGAUAUUUGGAUCCUCGCCUCACACUUCCAUUGGCACCAACGCCAUAGCGUCUAUUAUGAUUGGUGACAUGCUUCUUGAGCCAAGCCUAAAGGCUAGAAUGCUUGCCGCCUCGGAAGGCGGAAUGCCCUAUGUGCAUCUUGUUGUGAACAAUUCGUCUGAAACGUUAAAUGGCAUGAACGCAACCGCAGCUUCGUACACUUUGAGCCUAGAGUCUUCUAAAGGGUACAUGGAUCAAAGGAUUGCACUUGUCUCCGGAGCAACAUUGUACAUUGGCAUAAUGUUCUUCUUGAUGGCUAUUUUCCGCAUAGGUUUCUUGAUGACAUACUUGUCACAGUCGUUUAUGAGCGGUUUCACGACGGGAGUAGCCGUGCACAUCUUCAGUAGCCAGAUAGCGUUAGCACUCGGCUUGAAACUGCCACCAAGCGAGGGCUUUGGAAAACUGGUAAAGUUGUACUAUAAUGUAUUUGCACACAUUUCAUCUGUGCACGUUCCGGAUCUAUUGGUCUCCCUCAUAUGCGUGGCAAUUUUGAUUGCUGUCAAAAUAGGUAUCAACGAAAAAUUCAAAUUAAGAAUUCCUAUUCCAAUUGACUUCAUUUUAACAAUUAUUUUCUAUUUUGCACAGCUGCCUUCCAAAUUUGACGUGAAAUCGAUAGGAGUUGUUGAACUUGGUUUUCAUGCGCCUAUUAUGCCGGCCAUGUUUCCGGUCGGCCCAUUGCUGCUAUACGCUCUGCAAAUAGCUCUGGUCACCUUCUUCUUGAACAUCUCGGUGGUCAAAAUUCUCGCCAGACGGAACGGAUACGAAAUCGACGAGAACAUUGAGCUGAAUGCAUACGGAAUGUGUAACAUCCUUCCCGCUUUCUUUUCCAUUCUUCCUGCCAGCGUGGCGCCACCAAGAGCCUCUUUGCUGUCCGCUAUGGGAGCAAAAACAACCAUGAACGGUGUAUCCACGUUCGUCAUAAUGCUUGCUUUGGUAUUUUACUUUGGUCAGUUUUUCGAAUCCUGUCCGAAAGCUGUGUUGGGGUCAAUGAUAAUGGUCGCUAUGAAAGAUUUGCUCAAACAGAUGACUUGCCUGCCAAAACUCUGGAAAGUUAAUAAAAAUGAUUUUACCAUCUGAAUAUUUGUAGCCAUCGCGUGUAUUUUAUAGACAUUCCAUACGGACUCGCACUGGGCGUGCUCGUGUCCCUGCUGUCGGUGGUCAAUCAGAGCCAACGAGGCUGGGUUUCCAUCCUUGGCAAGUCUGACUCAGAGGACCUUUACAUGGACUCGGAGCUAUAUGGAUCCAUCCACGAGCUGCCGAGGAUCAAGAUUGUACGUAUGGAGGCUUCGCUGUACUUCGCCACGGCCGAACAGUUCCGGAAGAACAUAAACAAGAUAAUUGAGCAAGACACGGAACAUUAUGACGAUGACACAGAGGAAGACCCUGAAUCGGAACAAACAAACAUUGCGUUAACUGUUGAAUGCCGAUGACAAAGAAGAAGUCAACAUUGAUGGAGAAACACAGAAACUAAAAAAUGGUAACGCAGACCACGGAGACGAUAAUGCUUCGGAUGAUGAAUCCGACCAGUUCAGAACGAAGAUCCUUAUUACAGAUUGCAUACCGUUUGAUUUCAUGGACGGUACCGGUCUGGACAUGCUGAAACUGGUCAUAUUUGAGCUGAAGUGUGUUAAUAUCGAGGACUACCUUGCGCGAUGCUCUAAGUACAUGCUGCGGAUGCUGGAAGUGUCGGACGCGUACGACGGGUUACCGAGGGAACACGUUUUCAUUGACCUCCCAGACGCCGUGGAACAGGCUAGGAAAAUGGUUGAAGGGAAACGGCCACACCAUGUGCACCAUAUCGUUGAAAUGCAUAAACAUUUCUUUUGGAGUGAUUUAGACACUCCGUUAUAUUAUGACAUGGUACGAACAACAUUAUACGUUAUUUGCACAUGCGUUUUGUUAAGUUUCAGUAAUGGUAGUAAAUAAAAAAU